UUUUCCUGAGAAAUAAUGGAAAACAAAUGUUGGGCUUAUACUUUAUCCUCUUGCUCCAGGUUGAACAAGAAUGGCAAGAAAAGCCAACAGGACAAGUCUGAAAUACCACACGGCCGUGACUAUGGGGAGGAAGAUGGGAGUACCGGCUCCAAAGAUCUUAGUUUGCGAAACUUGUCAAAGCUUAUUCUUCCACCACUGGGUGCUUCAAGUUACGACCAAAACCAGACUCAGUUCAAAGGGAGGAUCAUUUUUCCAAUGGAUUCAAGAUACAGGUGUUGGGAGUCGCUAAUGGUCAUUUUGGUGGCAUACUCGGCAUGGGUUUGCCCCUUUGAGAUUGCAUUUCUCAGCUCCCAUCCAAAGAAACUGCUCUACAUAGCAGACAACAUUGUUGAUUUCUUCUUCGCAGUUGAUAUUGUCUUAACAUUUUUCGUCGCGUACAUCGAUCCCAGAACCCAGCUACUAGUUGUCGACUCCAAAAAUAUUGCUAAAAGGUAUCUGUCAACGUGGUUUCUAAUGGAUGUGGCCUCAACAAUCCCCUUCGAGACGAUAGGUUUCUUGUUUACGGGCAAACAUCAAAGUGGUCUCUCUUAUUCAGUUUUGGGGAUGCUCAGAUUCUGGCGUAUGAGGCGGGUUAAGAAGUUCUUCAAAAGGCUAGAAAAGGACAUUAGAUACAACUAUUUUUGGGUCAGAUGUGCUUGGCUAUUAUCUGUGACACUGUUUCUUGUGCAUUGUGCUGGAUGCUUGUAUUAUUUGCUAGCUGAUCGCUAUCCACAUGAAGGGAAAACCUGGCUUGGAGUUGCAAUUCCAAAUUUCAGAGAGACAAGCCUAGGAUUCAGAUACGUUUCUGCUAUGUACUGGUCUAUCACCACCAUGACUACGGUUGGUUAUGGUGAUAUGCAUGCAGUGAACACUCUGGAGAUGAUAUUCAUAAUUUUCUAUAUGCUUUUCAAUCUUGGACUAACUGCUUACAUCAUUGGCAACAUGACAAACUUGGUUGUUGAAGGGACUCGUCGAACCAUGGAAUUUCGAAAUAGCAUUGAAGCUGCAUCCAAUUUUGUGAACCGAAAUCACUUGCCUACCAGGUUGAAGGAGCAGAUCAUAGCUUAUAUGUGUCUAAGAUUUAAGGCUGAAAGCUUGAAUCACCAAGAGCUGAUGGAACAGCUGCCCAGAAGUAUUUGCAAGAGUAUCCGUCAACAUUUAUUUUUGCGUACGGUCGAGAAGGUUUACCUUUUCAAGGGUGUUUCCAGAGAAAAUAUUUUACUUUUGGUUGCAGAUGUGAUGGCCGAAUAUCUUCCCCCUAGAGAAGAUGUCAUAUUGCAUAACGAAGCACCAGACGAUGUUUACAUCAUCGUAUCAGGAGAAGUGGAAAUAAUCGCAUCCGACAUGGAAAAAGAGAAAGUUGUUUGGACUUUAAAACCUGGAGACAUGUUUGGAGAAGUCGGAGCAUUUUGUUGCAGGCCUCAAUGCUUUACAUAUCGAACCAAGAUGCUUUCACAACUGUUGAGGCUGAAAACCAGUGCCCUGAUUGAAGCCAUGAAGAUCAAUCGAGAGGAUAACAUUGCAAUGAUUAGGAACUUUUUAAAGCAUCACAAAAACCUUAAAGACUUGUGUCUUGGGGAUUUAUUUCUUGAAGGUGUGGAAGAAGAGGGUGAUCCAAAUUUGUCUAUCAACUUGCUGACAGUAGCCAGCACGGGUAAUGCUGCUUUUCUAGAUGAGCUUCUAAAGGCAGGUUUGGAUCCUGAUGUUGGAGACUCCAAAGGUAGAACCCCACUGCAUAUAGCAGCAACGAAAGGGCAUGAAGAAUGUGUAGUGGUUCUCCUUAAGCACGGAUGUAACAUAUACCUGCAGGAUAUAGAUGGGAAUACUGCAAUUUGGGAAGCUGUAGCAGCAAAGCACCAACCAGUAUUCCGAAUUCUCUACCACUGGGCGUCCAUUUCUGAUCCCUACCUUGCUGGUGACCUCUUAUGCACUGCAGCAAGAAAAAAUGAUGCUGCAGUUAUGAAAGAGCUCUUGAAACAGGGACUUCAUAUUGACUCCAAAGAUCCCCACGGCAUGACAGCUGUUCAAGUUGCCGUAACAGAAAACCAAACAGACAUGAUCAAACUUCUCUUGAUGAAUGGAGCUGAGGUUGAUGAUAUAAUUAAGCACAAACUUUCAUCUAUUAAUGUAAAUGAAAUGCUGCAAAAACGAGAGGUAGGACAUCGGAUAACAGUACCUGAUACACUGGGUCAAGAUGCCUUUAAGUGGAAUGAGAUAAAGCAUGAAUGUGACAAGGAAUGUUCUGAAGGCACAUGUUCUACGAGGGUGAGCGUAAGGGUGAGUAUAUAUCGAGGCCAUCCUGUCAUCAGGAAAGAUAUACGUUGCAGUGAGCCUGGAAGAUUAAUCAGCUUGCCAAAAUCACUUACGGAGCUCAAGAACAUUGCAGGUAAAAAGUUCGGAUUUGAUGCAACAAAUGCAGCGGUGGUAAGUGAAGGAGGAGCUGAAAUUGAUUCCAUUGAAGUGAUAAGAGACAAUGACAAAAUUUUCUUCAUUGAAGAUCACAGUUCCGUGAUGAAGUGUUAGAUAAUCUCUUAUAAUAAUACUUGAAUGCUAGGGAGGGAUGUAUCAAAACUAGUACAUCCUUCUUGUAGUCUACCAGCAGUUCGGCCACCGGAAUGAUCAUUUCACUUCAAUUGUAUGAAAAACCUAAAUCUGUGAUAGUUCUGAUCAGAAUGCAAGCCAAGCUCCUUAUUAGUCA
Coffea arabica (coffee) is the source of this 2737-nucleotide messenger RNA. RefSeq names its product potassium channel AKT2/3. Gene Ontology annotation, biological process: potassium ion transport; transmembrane transport. Gene Ontology annotation, cellular component: membrane. The record is from RefSeq and is a predicted model, not a curated record. Gene Ontology annotation, molecular function: protein binding; voltage-gated potassium channel activity. NCBI's taxonomy places the organism in Eukaryota, Viridiplantae, Streptophyta, Magnoliopsida, Gentianales, Rubiaceae.